Messenger RNA from Candidula unifasciata, 537 nucleotides. The record is from the annotation of a GenBank genome assembly. NCBI's taxonomy places the organism in Eukaryota, Metazoa, Mollusca, Gastropoda, Stylommatophora, Geomitridae.
AUGAAUUCCAGUGACACGACAAUGUCCCCAAACACCUUCCGGCGUCUGCUAGCAGCUCACGGAAGGACUACAACGCCCGGAGUCUUCGAGGCCUCAGUUACCUACAACCCAGAUGACAUCAUGAAGGAGUUGAUAGACAAGAAACAUUUUGAGGUCAGAAUGAAGGACAAAGGUGAAGGCAGCGAUACAGACAACCAGAAAAAGAAGUCAAUAAUCACCGACACGGAGCAUCAGGAAACAAAGUAUGUUGUCGACAAUGCCUGGCUACCCAAGCGAGCUUUGAUCAACCCACCCCUAUCAAAAACAAAGAAUUCAAAACCUGAAGUAACCGGUAGCUAUUCUUUUUACACCCGCCCGUUCAAAGUGCACGGAAAAGACGCCUGGGAGUUUGCCAUGCGAGGUCUCGGUAGCGUAGACACACUGCUCAAUCGCUACGGGUAUGUAGAGCCCAUGUGGCGGGGUGAAACACACCCAGCACCUCUCAAUCCUAUGGAAGGGGGUGCAGUGAAAACCCAAACCAAAUCUGCCAAGGAUUAA